AUGGACCUCGCCGCCGCCGAGGAGGCAGCCGUCUCCACCAAUUUUUACCUGGACCUUGUGAGGUUCGAGCCACAACCCGGCGGAUCGUUUGACCGCGGUCUGGUAAUCCCGUUCAAGGUUCUGCACAACCCGAACAACCAAUCUGUCCCCGCCAGCAACUUCAGCAUUCUCUGCGCAGAUGCCGCCGUCACGACUGUGAACCCCGGCGACGUCACUCUCCUCGACAGGAGUUACAUCGGCCAUGGCCAUGUCGUCGCGUCCGCCUCAAACCUCGGCGGCCAGAUCGGCGUCGUCACUGGCGUGACCACUGCGCUCGACUUGAUCCAGCUCGGCGAUCCCACGGCAGUCAUCCAAGGCAUGUCGCCGUCCGACCUCCGGCGUGUCAGGGGACUCUGCCUUGGUGACUACGUAGUUUCUGGGCUGUGGUUUGGCCGAGUCGUGGAGGUAUCCCUCGACGUCGACGUGUUGUUCGAUGACGGUGCCGUCUGUAGGGUCACUGAUGCGGAGUCCAAGAAGUUGCUGUCGGCGGAGACACACACCAGUUACCGGCCUCAGACGAACACACUACUGUACCCGGGAGAGCGCGUCAUGGGCGACCCUUACGCCGUCUUCAAGGCCUCCCGGUGGCUCAACGGGCACUGGAAAGCCAGCCGCGAGGUAGGUACCGUAUGCAAGGUGGAGAUGGCUGGGGUUCUUGUCUACUGGAUCACGUCGGCGCUUUGCCAGCAGCAGGAGUCCGCUCCUCCGCCGGCCUAUCAGAGUCCCGACAAUCUGACUUUCUUCUGCCCGGCGUCGGAUUGCGCCUGGGCGGUUGCCGACCGCUGCUUCCUCCGGGGAUCACCCGAGCCCCGCAACGGUGGCAUUCAUCACCAUGACGCAGCAAGUUCACCCGAUGAUAUCAUUGAUGUUCUUCGACAGCCUCCGGACGGCUCUUCCGAGGAGGAAUCAGACGAGUUGCCGUCGAUGAUGACCGAUGACGACGGCCAUGCGCAUACAAUGCUAAAUACUAGCAAGAAGCGGCAGACGGAGAGGACAUCGUACCCGAAGCAGCUGAGGAAAUAUUUGUUCAUUGGGCAGAGGCGAACGCGGCGAGAAGAUAGGAGGCAGACGGAGUUGAAGCUGCCCAUGAUCGUUUCCAACACGCGCACAACCGUGGACGUGCUGUGGCAGGACGGCACGCUGCAGCGCGGUGUGCCAUCGAGCUCCGUCGUGCCCUUCGUGACCCUGAACGAGCACGAGUUCUUCCCCGGGCAGUACGUUGUCGACAACGCCCCUGCUGCUGCUGGGGAUGGACGCCUGGGUAUCGUCAGAAGCCUCAACUGCAAGGACAAGACGGUGCGUGUGUCGUGGUUCAAGGCUGCGGGGUGCCUCCAAGAGGUCGAGUGCGACGAUACCGUGAGUGCAUACGAUCUUGGCAUCGACCGUGACCGCUGUGUUUUCUACGGAGAUGUCGUCACUCGCCCUCUGCCGCUAGGAUCAACCAACGACGGAUGUACAGCUUCAGUGCAACAACCACUGGCUCGGGGUCACAGAAAUAGGGCCGCUACGUCCGAUCUUUCAUGGGUCGGGCGUGUUGUAGACCUUCCUGACGGCCACGUCCAAGUAGAAUGGGGAGACGGCAGUAUGUCAACGGUGUUACCCCAUGAGAUCACUGUCGCCAACGAUGACCCCUACACGGAGCUGCAAGCGGAAAUGGGUGACUGGGUCGAGGACGACGACGCUGCUCAAGACUUGGAUGCUGCUAAUGCGGACAACGAUCCUCCUAAUCCAGUAGAUGGCAAGAUCGAGGGCGGCGCUGAUGAUUUUCCAAAUGAAUUUGGCCGUGCUUCGAUAUGGACUUGGGGCUUGUUGGGUGAUGUCCUCCGGGCAGUGACCCAAUUGGCUGCCAAAACGUUGGGUGAAACCAAGAGAUGUCUGAUGAGGUGGUCAAUGUCAUCAAUAUCAGAGUUACCUGUGGCCGGUGAAAAUGCUCAGGUGCCUGUACCUGUAUCUGGAAGCGGUGACAGUCCCAGCAAUAGGGUUGCCGAGGUGACAACCUCCGAUGCAACUGCCGGUACUCACCACUCUCAUCCGGAGGAAGAGGAAAAGCCCACGGUUGCCACCUGUGGUGUUGACGAUCCAUUCCACUUCCCACGAUUUGAUACCGUGAAGAGCCCGUCGGAUCACCAUUACCUCGAAACCACGGACUUGCAGGUUGGUGGUGCUGGAAAAACUUGGGUUAAGACGGUGCAAAAGGAAUGGAAAAUACUAUUGAACGACUUGCCAGACACUAUCUAUGUGCGGGCGUUCGAGGACCGGAUGGACUUGCUCAGGGUGGUGAUUGUGGGUGCAAGUGGGACGCCGUACCACGACGGGCUCUUCUUCUUCGACUUGAAGCUACCCCCGUUGUACCCAACCGUACCACCGCAGGUAUACUACCACUCGUUUGGCCUUCGUCUCAACCCCAACCUAUACGAGUCUGGCACAGUGUGCCUCAGCCUGCUCAACACGUUCGGUGGUGAGGGUGCCGAGGUCUGGUCUCCGGCAAUGUCGACACUCCUUCAGGUCGUCGUGUCCAUCCAGGGUCUGGUCCUCAACAACCAGCCAUACUAUAACGAGGCGGGCUAUGAAGAGCUGGUCGGCACGCUGGAGGGCCGCCGCAAUGCGCUGCCUUACAGCGAGAAGGCCUACCUGCUCACGCUCCGGACUAUGCUCUAUCUGUUGCGCCGACCUCCACUGGGAUUCGAGGAGUUCGUUAAGGACCACUUUCGCCGCCGGGGAAGAUUCAUACUUAGGGCAUGUGAGGCGUACAUGCGUGGAUGCAUUGUUGGCACGCUGACUACGGAUGCGUGUCCUACUGAGGAGAGCAAGCGCCCGUGCUCAGCUGGGUUAAUGCUGGCUUUGGCCAACGUGGUGCCAAGCCUCAUGGAGGCUGUGAGGGACUUCGUCCCGGAGGACUGA
Molecule: messenger RNA, 2940 nt
Organism: Lolium rigidum
Lineage: Eukaryota; Viridiplantae; Streptophyta; Magnoliopsida; Poales; Poaceae
Product: probable ubiquitin-conjugating enzyme E2 23
Exons: 5
Coding region: 1-2940 (979 amino acids)
Source: RefSeq, a predicted model, not a curated record